GAUAAAGAAUGCUUGUGACAAGAUCCUUGUCUUUUGCAAAGCACUCAUGGGUGGAGCUAUACUUCUCAUCAGGAAGCUAAUAAACUAGUUUAUCAAGUUCAGAAACGCAUUUAGUAUAUUCACAAGAAGAGACAGAAAAUGCUUGAUGAUUUCUUAUUUUUAAUGUAUAAAAAGGAAAAUCUGAACUAAGACAAAGAAUUUGAAAGAGAAAAAAGGAGAGACAGAAAGAAGAUACUGAAGCAAACUUCAAAAACUUUAAACUGACAAUCUUUGACGCACAAUGGAGGAAAGAGAGGAUCAUCACGACAAUUGUCCAGCUUUUCCAGAGAUGAAGGUCAUUAUAAUAGGUAGUAAAGCAGAAUACAAACGCAGCGCAGCUAAUACCAUUCUUGGUCAGGAAGACUGUAAAAUGAGAGAAGAGAUAGUAAAGAGUGAGAAAACAGAGAGGAAGGUUCAGAACAGGUCAGUUACUUUGGUAAUGACACCAGGAUGGUGGAGGAGCUUCACACUGGCAGAGAGUGUAAAGUCUUUAAAGAUGGAGAUCGUGCACAGUUUAAAACUGUGUCCUGAUCCACAUGCCUUCCUUCUAGUCAUCAAUCUACACAAAACAUUCACAGAAAUGCACCUGAACAGUGUGGUUGAACACAUGGAGAUUCUGGGUGAGCAGAUCUGGAAUCACACCAUCCUUCUGCUCAUGUAUAAUGAUAAAACACAGAGACAUGCAGAUAACAAGAAGAUCAUUGAGAGAGCAGGACAAGAGCUUGAUAUUGUAAUAAAGAAGUGUGGGAACAGAGUUCAUGUCUUCAAUUAUACUGAAAGCAAGGGGAUAAAUGUGGAAAAACUGUUUCAUGAGAUAGAGAGCUUGGCAGCAGAGCAUGAAGGACAGGGCUUCAAAAUUGACAGCAAAUUGCUUGAGGAUAUGGAGGAAAAGAGAAGAACUGUGAAGAAACGAGCAGAGGAGAGAGAGAUUGAAGCAAAAACAAAGAUGCAAACCUUGAAAGAACGUCUCACAGAGAAAUCUUUCCCAGAGUUAAGGAUCGUCUUGAUGGGUGGCAAUAUUGUUGGGAAGUCCUCCGUGGUGAACACCAUCCUGAAAAUUAAACAAGAGAAGAACAUGUCAAAAAAGUGUGUGUUGAGCGAAGGAGAGGUUGACAAACAAACAGUCAUUUUGAUCGACACUCCUGGAUGGUGGCCAUACGCGUCCGUAAAGGAGACUUCAGAGUCAGUCAAGCAGGAGAUCAUGUCAAGUGUUACUUGUUGUCCACCAGGACCUCAUGCAGUUUUGCUGGUUCUUCAGUCUGGCGUCGCCUUCACUGAGGCACAAAGAAGGUCUGUAAAGGAGCACAUGGAGCUCCUGGGUCGAGAUGUCUGGAAAUAUUGUAUAGUGGUGUUCAGCAGGGGCGACUGGAUAGUGACGCCUACGAUUGAAGAGCACAUUGAGAGUGAAGGAGAAGAUCUGCAGUGGCUGAUCAACAAAUGUGGAAACAUGUAUCAUGUAAUUAACUACAUGGAGCAGGAUGAUGAGAAACAGGUCAGAGAGUUGAUAGAGAAAGUAGUGAUGAUGGCCAGAAUGAACAAUGAUCUCCUGACGCCUCUGGAAGGUGCAAAAGAGGACAGUGACAGUGGAUGGGGUUCAGACCAAGACAAGUUUGAGAGAGGAAGCUUAAAUCUGUAUCCACCUGAGAUGCAUGAAGAAGACUACAUUACAAAAUGGCUUGACACUGGGUUUGAAUACUGCCACUUACCAGACGUUUCUGAGGACAUUUCAGAGGAUGUCAAACAAAACUAAUAUCACUGAUGGUUUCCAGAGGAAAAUACAAAAAAAAUAGAAAUAGAAAAAUAAAGAAAACAAUAAUACUGCAUUCAAUAAUAUUUCAUACUCAUUUGCAUUUAAGUAAUGAGAGCAGGAUGGUAAAGCAUUUACUUGCAAAUUUAAAAGUUUUUAAACUCUAAAAAUAGGCUUGACUUUUGUAAUCAGCUUUACUACCAUCAGCUCAAACUCAUGACAGAUUAAGUCAUAAUGUUUGUAAUGAUAAUAACACAAUGACUGAUAAUAUACCUAGCGUGUAUGUGAGUUUGUAUUUGCAUUUAUUGUAUUUAUAGUGCAGGAAAUGUUUAUUAAAUGUAACCUAAACAGUAACAGUGUACCACAUUAGCAUAAAAGAGGUAGAGUGGCAUUUUCCAUUCAAGAGCAUUAACAUAUCAUAGACAUUGGGCUUGGAAGUGUGUUACUUCCACCCUGCCAUAUGGGCUUUAAUAAAACACUAUAGAAAAAAGUGUGUCACACUGCAAAAGUUAUUUAUGUAGUUAGUUACACACAUUACUAUACACAUGUAAGCCAUGAACAACUAAGAAAUGGAAAAAAGAAUGCUAAAUUGUGUAUUCGAAUUUGAAUUGUAUUUGUUUUGAAUAGUAAAAAAGGCUUGCAUUUUAAAUUCUAAUAUGCUGAUUAAUUUGAUGCUCAAGAAACAUUUCUGAUUUAUUAGGAAUGUUGAAC
This is a messenger RNA of Megalobrama amblycephala (Wuchang bream), 2497 nucleotides long. Its product is annotated as GTPase IMAP family member 8-like. The record is from RefSeq and is a predicted model, not a curated record. Gene Ontology annotation, molecular function: GTP binding. The transcript has 4 exons. Bases 281 to 1789 code for a protein of 502 amino acids. Lineage: Eukaryota; Metazoa; Chordata; Actinopteri; Cypriniformes; Xenocyprididae.